Arachis duranensis is the source of this 801-nucleotide messenger RNA. RefSeq names its product arginine-specific demethylase JMJ20. Gene Ontology annotation, molecular function: sequence-specific DNA binding; histone H4R3 demethylase activity. NCBI's taxonomy places the organism in Eukaryota, Viridiplantae, Streptophyta, Magnoliopsida, Fabales, Fabaceae. The transcript is spliced from 4 exons. Gene Ontology annotation, cellular component: nucleus; cytoplasm. The annotation marks the transcript as partial. The record is from RefSeq and is a predicted model, not a curated record. Gene Ontology annotation, biological process: negative regulation of gene expression; positive regulation of translational termination; protein hydroxylation.
AUUUGAUUGUGUGAAUUGAAUUGUUUGAUAGGAAAGAUGAACAUAAAAAAGGGUGAGAUUGAGAAGGUGAAUUGGAAGAAUUUGAGUUACAGUGAAUUUGUGGAGAGAUUCAUGCAAAAAAACAAACCUUUGUUGCUCAAUGGAUUCUCGGAACAUCACAAUUGGAGAGCUUCAGUUGAUUGGGUCACCCCUCUUGGCCACCCCAAUUUUCAAUUUUUCUCCACAAAUUUUGGGGAUUCCAAAGUUCAGGUUGCAGAUUGUGACAAAAGAGAGUUCACCGAUCAGAAAAGGGAGGAGAUGCUGGUUUCGGAGUUUAUAGGACGUUGCCUUCAAGAUGUUGAAGGUUCUGCAGUCCAAUGUAGCAAUAGUCACUCUGUACCGUAUUUGAAGGAUUGGCAUUUUGUAAAGGAGUAUCCAGAAUAUGUAGCUUAUAAAACUCCAAUGUUCUUUUGUGAUGAUUGGCUUAACCUGUAUCUUGACAACUACAGAAUGCAUACUGAUUCUGACAAAUACCAAGAAAAUAACGAAAUAUGUUGCUCUGACUAUCGUUUUGUAUACAUGGGAGUUAAAGGAUCUUGGACUCCUCUUCAUGCCGAUGUUUUCCGGUCAUAUAGCUGGUCGGCAAAUGUUUGCGGAAAAAAGAGAUGGCUUUUUCUAGAUCCUUCCCAACAUCAUCUUGUAUUUGACAGGUAUGAAUGCAUUUCUUUUGCCAAAUACAAACUAAUGAUGUUGUUUCAGAAGACAUUGAUCCCAAUGAGACAACGCUUGGUUGUUGUUUCAAAAUACUUUAUGAAUUGUUUU